CUCCGACCCCAGCGAUCGCCCCAUGGGGUGCCCCAGCAGCCGGUGCUGAUCCUCCAGCAGCUUCCCGGGACCGUGGCCGCCCCGGCCCCCUCUGCCGGACCCCCACAGAUCCGGGGAGAUUUAAUCGAGCUGAUGAUGAUUCAGAACUCCCAAAUGCACCAGGUGGUGAUGAACAGCCUGGUUGUGUCGGCACUGACGUCUUUUGGGUUCGGGCCAUCCCCAGCUGCUGCCCAGGAGAUGGCGAUGCCUUUGCAGACGGAAGAGGAAGAGGAGGCUGUGGUUUUCCACCAUCACUACAUUCCCUACCCCGGUCCUGCUCCCGUCCUGGCAUGGCCAGUCCCAGUGCAGGAUUUGGGGCCGGCGGCCGUGCGGCACCUGGGGACAGGCUCAUUAGCUGAGGAUGAGGAGGUCGCGGUGCCACCUCCUCCGCCCCCCAGCGCCACAGGGACUGUGGGACCCAGCGUCCUGCCUUCAUCAGAGUACUACGACGUGGUGGAGGAGAGGCUGUGA
Messenger RNA from Mesitornis unicolor (brown roatelo), 510 nucleotides. RefSeq names its product proline rich 29 (gene PRR29). The record is from RefSeq and is a predicted model, not a curated record. The transcript is spliced from 5 exons. Lineage: Eukaryota; Metazoa; Chordata; Aves; Mesitornithiformes; Mesitornithidae. The annotation marks the transcript as partial.